AUGUCUACCCCGUCCAAGCCACUUCGAUCGGUCCAGAUUCGAUCUGCUGUGUAUACAACGUGUAGGAGUUCAUCGGAUCGAUUUGCUGCCUCUCAAACAUCCUCUUUGUUGCCAGGCAAAGGCAAGCAGAGGGAGAAUGACGCGUCUACCCUGUCGACUAUCUCGUGUGGGUGUCACUUUCAGCAGCGGCGUCAUCAGCAGACGUUUGUCCGUACGGUUUCGCCAGCCGGCGCGCAAGUUCGUGUCCAGCUCAAGUCGACCCGCAGCGGCGUGUUCGGCCUGUCGACCAGCCGUGGUACACGCGCGUACCAAGAAGAUACCGCGUCUGUAUCGUGUCUGCACGUGCCCGUGGACGAGCUGAGGCGCAACUACCUCAAGCUUCACUCACUUUCGUCGUCAGCUGCAGGUGCAGCUGCGGCCAAUGCUGCAUUGGAGUGGGACCCAGAGAAAGCAGGCGGAGAAGAGCUGGCUGGUCAGGUGGUCUGGUUUGGGUGCUUCGAUGGACAUGGUGGUCAGCAAGUGUCAAGCUUCUUGCGUGAUCAACUCCACCGAACAUUCGAAAGCGUCGAGAAGGACAUGGUCACAGAUACCGUGCAGUAUACAAGGGAACUUGGAGGAUACUUUCGGCGAUUCACUGGAGGCGUACUCGAGCGAUGGGUGCGAAAAGAUAGACUAAAACCUGUGCGAGCCAUCGCCGCCGCUGGACGGCGGCCUCCGACAUUAGCAAAUACAGCCAAGACAACAGAGGCCGGCUCAAAGCAGGAUGAUGUCAGAUACAAGAGCACGGAGGAACAAGUGGACCAUCUCACCAAGCCGGAUUCGUUGUCCGAUAUGUUGAGCGAUGAAGGUCAAGCGCAAGAUUCGAGCAAGACGAUCCUCCAGCCUACUCGUCAAGACGGGGCUGUCAAGAUCGGCGGUAAUGUGGAUGGACUCGGCAAGAAGACAGCUGGAAGUGAACUGCCUGCUGGAAGCGCAGAGCUAGGCUGGGAUAAGCUGAUCGAGCGUAUCCCGCCUCCCGAAGGAAUGGAGAAAGAGACCAUGACUAUGGCCGAGCGUCUCACUCUGGCGUGGCUCGUCGCAGAUCGACAGAUCCAGAGUUCACCUGAACUCGAUGUUGGGGGUAGCACAGCUUCGGUGGCUUUGCUUCACUCGCUGGACAUGCCUUCGAUCCCGUGGUAUUCGUCCGAAUUUGUGGGUCUGCAUGUUGCACAUGUAGGCGACACGCGCAUGCUCAUGUGUUCUGUGAAAGACGGUAAGGCUGUCCCGCUUACUAGUUACCACCAUCCCGACGAUCGAUCCGAGUCAGAGCGACUGCGCAAGAUGGGCGCCGGAAUGAUCACCGAUUCGUUCGGCGAGGCGAGAUGGAUGGGUGCGUUGGCCAACACGCGUGCAUUUGGCGACUCGCGAUUCAAAAAGGUCGGCAUCACGGUGGAGCCCGAGAUCUUUUCGCAGGUGAUCCGCGGAAGCGACUACGGCUUCGUGAUUGCAUUCAGCGAUGGUGUCGGUGGCGUCAUGUCGGACCAAGAGGUGGUGGAUCUGUGCAGGAACGCGAAACACCCGACUCAGGCAGCGCAGAACGUACUGACAUUUGCAGAAGAGCUGGGCGCACAGGAUAACUGCACAGUCAUCGUGAUUCCGCUCAAAGGUUGGGCCAAGGUUGGAGGUCAAGAUGUGACCCGAGAGAGGCGCGAAAUGCGCCGGUCCAAGAUUGACCUUUAUCGAGACAACCGCAGGUAA
Messenger RNA from Mycosarcoma maydis (corn smut), 1737 nucleotides. RefSeq names its product type 2C protein phosphatase PTC6. NCBI's taxonomy places the organism in Eukaryota, Fungi, Basidiomycota, Ustilaginomycetes, Ustilaginales. The coding region runs from base 1 to 1737 and encodes 578 amino acids. Gene Ontology annotation, biological process: protein dephosphorylation. The record is from RefSeq and is a predicted model, not a curated record. The transcript has a single exon. Gene Ontology annotation, molecular function: protein serine/threonine phosphatase activity.